Molecule: messenger RNA, 2550 nt
Organism: Exophiala oligosperma
Lineage: Eukaryota; Fungi; Ascomycota; Eurotiomycetes; Chaetothyriales; Herpotrichiellaceae
Product: nuclear distribution protein PAC1, variant
Exons: 2
Coding region: 580-1734 (384 amino acids)
Molecular function (GO): protein binding
Source: RefSeq, a predicted model, not a curated record
CGGUUGACUAUGCGGUCCGUAUUCUCAAUGUCCUCAAUCGUCUCUCAUAGCUCAUUACCGCCUUUUGGCACCUUUUGUGGGAUCUGCAGACCGCUGUGUAUGCUAAGACUAGACAACCUUCCCCGAAUCUCCCAAUGAAGAGCUGAACUUCUCGAUCGGCCCCUUGACUUCAUUGUCAAUAUCUUCGAUGAGACGGUAGUCUGUUGCAAGAGUACAACGAGUCAAUCAGGACUUCGAAGAGUGGGUUCUUGCUCUCUAGAUUCGGUCGAGGCCAGUUUGCACUCGUGGUAUCACAAGCAUGAGUCGUCUAUUAUCGAGCAGGCAAGCUGACGAGCUGUGCGUACCUGCCUUUGUGGAUGCACUCUAACAACAGGAUCCAGAUCGAAGCUAACACUGUAAUCUCACAGGCACAAGUCAAUCAUUGCAUACCUGCUGGCGAACAACCUGCCGAACUCUGCCGCUGCGCUCCGAGCAGAGUCGAACCUUGGGGAAGACGUCUUCGAUGGUUCUACUGUGAAAAAGUACGAAACGUUGCUGGAGAAAAAAUGGACAAGCAUUGCGAGGUUGCAGAAAAGGAUCAUGGACGUCGAAUCCCGAAACACGGCAUUGCAGUCCGAGCUCGACAGUGCAACACCCAGCUUCCUCUCCAGGCGCAACCAAGAUCCCACUUCCUGGCUUCCUAGAUCUCCUCGAUAUACCCUGGAAUCGCACCGAGACACCAUAAACUCUAUUGCUUUCCAUCCAAUAUUCUCCUCUAUUGCCUCAGGCUCUGACGAUUUCACCAUCAAAAUAUGGGAUUGGGAACUCGGCGACUUGGAAAGGACAAUUAAAGGACACACGAGAGCAGUGCUAGAUGUUGACUACGGCGGCCCACGAGGUGGCAUCCUUCUGGCAUCCUGCAGCUCUGAUCUAUCCAUUAAGCUAUGGGAUCCGGCAGACGAAUAUAGGAAUGUUCGUACUUUGCUAGGCCAUGAUCAUAGCGUCAGUGCCGUUCGUUUCAUUUCCUCUGGAGAUUCUGUUGCACCAGUAUCUGGAAAUUUGCUUGUUAGCGCAAGCAGAGACAAAGUUCUGAUGAUAUGGGAUGUCACCACCGGGUACUGUGUGAAGACUAUACAAGGCCACACUGGCUGGAUACGAGAUGUUUGCCCCUCGUUCGACGGACGGUUUCUUGUGUCAACCGGUGACGAUAUGACAGUUCGAUUGUGGGAUAUUUCCUUUUCCAAUCCGCAAAACACGUCGACGAUGGUUGGUCAUCAGCACUACAAUGAAUGUUGCGCAUUUGCGCCACCUGCCUCGUACAAGCACCUUGCACCCUUGGCCGGAUUGAAGAAACCGCCACCUCAACGGAAUGCUGCAGAGUUCAUGGCGACUGGGUCGCGAGAUAAAACUAUCAAAGUCUGGGAUUCUCAUGGGACUUGCCUCAUGACACUAGUAGGUCAUGAUAACUGGGUGCGAGCGCUCGUUUUCCAUCCCGGAGGCCAAUAUCUACUUUCAGCGUCGGAUGACAAGACGCUCCGGUGCUGGGACCUAAGCCAAGAAGGAAAGUGCGUCCUGACGAUCAAUGAGGUACACGAGCGCUUCGUCACUUGUUUGAAAUGGGCGCCGGGAAUUGUCAAGGAUGCUCCCGUGCUUGAUGGUAGCACUGCUAGUGAAAAAGACUAUCCCAACACACAGAUCCGUUGCGUUGUCGCUACGGGUGGUGUGGAUUCGAAGUUGAGGAUAUUCGCAAGCUAACGAGGCAAAGGGAUCUAUAGAACACACCACGCUACCUCUUUGUUCCUCUGUCGCGCUCCUUGCCAACCAGCGUCCUGCGAACUGGACAUCUCAGAUCACAGAGCAUCAAAAAAAGCCUCUUAACCCUUACCCCUGCGCUCACUCCUCACCCUCCUAGCUUCUUACAAUAGAACAAUCCUUCAGCACCGAGCUACCCUUCAUAAGGUCACCUUCCCCCAGGUAUCUCAAUCAUCCCAGUCAACGGCGGCGCACCGCAUGCAGGUCGUCGUCGCAAACUUUGGUCACCUUGCCAUGGUUGCAUCUGCCGUUUGAACAGGGUGAGGUGGUUUUCCCUCUUCCACCGCAAGCCCUGCAGUCGUCACCACCAGGAGUGGUGCCCCGACCGCCACAAGUCGAGCAAUUUGGCGCAUUUUGCUUGACAGUUCUUCCUGUUCCACUGCAAGUGCCACAAAGCAUGGUGACAUUCUUCGGGGCAUCUUGAGAACCCCCGCAAGUUCUGCAGACCAUUUUCGAAAGGCUAGAAAUGGUGAGCGGCAGACGCACACAAGGGGAGGAGAUGUUAUCCAGCUUACCGAUAAAGAUUUGUUUGUAUUUGUCCUUAGGUUUGCGAUGUGCUGAAAGCUUGGAAGUUCGUUAAAUCCCAAAUAGAUGUUGUUAGUGCCGUUUGCGGGCUGGAUGCUGGUGAUUGAAGAUUCUACGUCAAGAGCGACUUUUCUCUAGCACUUAUACUUGAACUUUGGUUCGGAUUCCUGGGAAAUGAUUAUGUUCAUCCCGGAGUAUUGAGACAGUUUCGAGACAAUGGAGACCACAACAGCC